Molecule: messenger RNA, 1451 nt
Organism: Ooceraea biroi (clonal raider ant)
Lineage: Eukaryota; Metazoa; Arthropoda; Insecta; Hymenoptera; Formicidae
Gene: Elp4
Product: Elongator complex protein 4
Biological process (GO): tRNA wobble uridine modification
Cellular component (GO): cytoplasm; transcription elongation factor complex; elongator holoenzyme complex
Source: RefSeq, a predicted model, not a curated record
ACACGGCGAUGUUUUCUAAGGUUUUCUCAUAGAACGAUUAUUAUAAUAGAAAUAUGAUAUUAUAGAAAAGAGAGAGCCCUCUCUCUCUCUCUCUCUCUAGUUCUAACCUAGAAUCAUACAUGAUCAAUCAAAGAGACUAGAAAUGUUGUGUGGAGUAUUUUGGAAAUUGAAUUGAAUACUAUUCUGAACUCUGUGGAAAAAAAAGAAAAUAAGAAAUCAUUUAGCUUGACAAUAAAGAUUUGAUUUGAGUUUUCGCAUGAAAAAUGGCUACAGCAAGAGUUAAAACUAAAUUACCGACAAUACGAGGUGCGAAGCCUUCCUUAAGAAAUGCACAAUUGCUUAUCUCGUCAGGACUACCAUCUCUAGACAAUGUAAUAGGGGGUGGUUUACCUAUCGGUUCCAUAUUAUUGAUUGAGGAGGACAGAUUUGAUGUCCAUGCCAAAAUCAUAUUAAAAUACUUUAUGGCAGAAGGAAUCGUUACAUCUCAGCCACUACUGGUUGCAUCGAACGACGUUGAAACUGCACAACUUGUAUCGGAACUGCCAGCAGUCACGAAUGAUGAUGCCGAGUCUGAUAAAAGGCCAGAGGAUAAAACGGAUAAAGAGAUGAAAAUUGCUUGGCGAUAUCAGAACAUGAAAAUGGUGGACUCAUCUCCCGAGGGAGGUCAAACCAGGGGGUUUGGCCAUUAUUACGAUCUCUCUAGCACGAUGCAGGAAGAUCUGAUAAAAACUGCGAAUAUAAAACAUUGGCACGCAUGUUAUUGGCCAGACCAGAAUCACAUGUUCACAAAUAAGGCUUACUACGAUUUACUGCGUACCAUUCAACGUACCUUGCACGAGGGACAGUAUUUCCUCUCUGAAACACCGAGGGAAAGAAAUAUUUUGCGGAUUGCUCUCCACUCCCUGGGAUCGAGAUUGUGGCUCUCCGAUCGGGAUCGCUCGUCGAAUGACGACUUGGUCAAAUUCUUUUAUUGUUUCAGAACACUCUUGAGAAAUUCGUACGCAGUUGGCGUGACAACGGUUCCAUUCUACAAUUUUGAGCAUAGCACCGUUAUCGAGAGACUCGAACACAUGUCGGACAUAGCAAUUCGAUUAAAAUCCUUUGCGGAUUUUCCGGAGGAGACCGAUCCACUGUUUAAAGAUUAUCAUGGUGUUUUGCAAAUGAAGAAAUUGCCUGCACUAAGUAGUUUGGCGCCCCAUUGUCCGGUGCACAGAGAUCUAGUUUUUAAAUUGCGUCGUAAAAAGUUCGUUAUAGAGAUUCUGCAUUUGCAACCCGAGUUUAAUGAUACGGCUCAACGAGAGCAAGAUGAAACAACUGAAUCCAUCAGUGGAUGCACGAGUGGAUCUCACAAUAAUCUAUUGGACUUCUAAAUUUAUAUGUAAUACAUUUUGUAUAUAAGGUUGGAUUUAAUAAAAAUAUAUUUCUUCAUUAAAAGAUUCACCCCGACAGAU